Messenger RNA from Arachis stenosperma, 1894 nucleotides. Its product is annotated as probable DNA primase large subunit. Lineage: Eukaryota; Viridiplantae; Streptophyta; Magnoliopsida; Fabales; Fabaceae. Gene Ontology annotation, biological process: DNA replication, synthesis of primer. The transcript is spliced from 20 exons. Gene Ontology annotation, cellular component: alpha DNA polymerase:primase complex. The record is from RefSeq and is a predicted model, not a curated record. Bases 45 to 1427 code for a protein of 460 amino acids.
UUCACAGAUUGUACUGCUCUGUCUUCGCCGCCGCACAAGAAACGAUGCAGGUUGUUCGAUCUCAUCAGAGUCACAGGAGCUUCUCCUCCUCCAGUGGCUCCGUUUCAGCUUCUCCGACCCUUCCCCUUUAUCGCUCCGCUCCAGAGCUCGAAGUCAGGCUAGAAGAUUUCGAAUCUUUUGCCAUCGAUCGUCUACGAGUUCUCAAGGGGAUAUCUGAUGGCUUGUCAAGGGGAAAGAAACCGGACGAAAUGGAAAAAUUGGUAAAUGAGCUGUGGAAAACAAAUAUGAGACAUCAAGAUUCGUCUCAGGUUCUGAACAAGGAUAUUAUAUCUCAUUUUGUUCUCCGUCUUGUGUAUUGCAGAACGGAGGAAUUGAGGAAAUGGUUUCUUUCUAUGGAAUCUGCACUCUUUCGCCACCGAUUUCGUAAUCAAACUGCUGAAGCUCAGCGGGCCAUCAUGGAAGAAUUUGACCUUCCUUGCAAGGCUGUAAGCAAUGCAGAAUUUGAGAGCUUGAAAGAGAAAUUGGGACAAGUUGCACGUUCUAUUGGUCAUAACCUGUCUUUAUCCACUACGGAUGCAAUCUACUAUAAGGUACCAUUUGAAGAAGUUCCAGAGCUUGUAACUGGACGGAAAGUAUUUAUAAAUCAGGGAUAUGCAUACGUUGCAAUGAAUCAGGUUGUUUCACUUGUAGCCACAAUUUUUCGUAGUCUUCUGUCAAAGGCACUCAUCCUAACAAACAGAAAAUGGGCAACUUCAAUUAGAGAACAAGAACAACAUAGGUUGACUCCUAUUGUGGAGGCCCUGUGUUCGAGCUAUUUGGGUCCUGAUUUUUCUCAGCCUAAAGAAUAUGGUGAGAUAUCAUUAAAGGACAUUGAUCAGGUUGCCAAGAGCUCAUUUCCUUUGUGCAUGCGUCACCUAUUUGAAAAGCUGAGAGAGGAUCAUCAUUUAAAGCAUGCAGGGAGGAUGCAACUAGGCUUAUUUCUGAAGGGUGUUGGCCUGAACGUAGAUGAUUCACUUGCAUUUUGGAGAGAGGAGUUCUCUAAAAAGGUUGGUCUGGAGAAGUUUGAGAAAGAAUAUGCAUACAACAUACGCCAUAAUUAUGGGAAAGAAGGGAAGAAAACUGAUUAUACUCCAUAUUCUUGUCAAAAGAUUAUUUUAUCAACUCCUGGUGUUGGAGAUCAUCAUGGUUGCCCUUAUCGACAUUUUGGCGAGGAGAAUCUAAGAGCUGCUCUCAGUAGAAUGGGGGUUAAUAGUCGGGCAAUGGAAGAUGUGAUGGGCAAAGUGAGAAAUAGAGAUUAUCAGUUGGCCUGCACCUUGACAUUUGAAGCUCUUCAUGCGGCGCCAUGUGAUGCAGGGAUUAACCAUCCAAAUCAAUACUUCAGUGACAGUCAAAGGCUAUUAAAGGCAAAGAAGGACUCUUCAACGUAAGAAUUUUGUUUAUCGCAAUGGACAGAGUACUGUGGCCCCUCCCAGGAACGUUGUUGAUGCUUCGACGUCAUCGAUGCACAGACUGGAUGCUGGAAAAUCUUUUGCGUAACAUCCGAGGCAACAGUUAGAUAUAUGUUAUGCUUGACGUCCAGGUCGGAUACUGGCCCGAGGGAAUGUUUAUUAAGCAGAGUCAAAAUAGUUUCCCGUUUGCACUAAUUUAGUUUUUUAUUUUUAAAAAGAUACAAUGAAUUAAAUUAGUUUUUUUUUUCUGUCAAUUAGAUGCUGACUAGAAUUUGUAUCUCAUGUCAUCAUUUAAUUAAUGAAAUUACUAAUUUAAUUCAGAAGUGUAUUUUUUAGAAAUUAAUUUGGAAAGUCAAAUCUUAUAAAACUAAAUUGAUGCACACGUGAUCAAUAUAUUGUUAAAUAAUACCAUUAUUAGAUAGUAGUGUGAUAGUGUGAUGCUGUGA